Xiphophorus hellerii (green swordtail) is the source of this 1259-nucleotide messenger RNA. It is a transcript of the gene snrpa1, whose product is annotated as small nuclear ribonucleoprotein polypeptide A'. Gene Ontology annotation, biological process: mRNA splicing, via spliceosome. The record is from RefSeq and is a predicted model, not a curated record. Gene Ontology annotation, cellular component: U2 snRNP. The transcript has 9 exons. NCBI's taxonomy places the organism in Eukaryota, Metazoa, Chordata, Actinopteri, Cyprinodontiformes, Poeciliidae. Gene Ontology annotation, molecular function: U2 snRNA binding; protein binding. The coding region runs from base 301 to 1155 and encodes 284 amino acids.
CAUGUUUCCUCUUUGAGCUGAGCCCGGCCGAGCCCCGUGAAUAUAAGCCCAGGCAGACAGACACUUAAGCAGAGCUCCACGGACCCCCUCUAGCUCCGCCCCUGAAUAAAGACACACCUCAGACCAGUAGGUGGCGGUAAUAGUGCUUUAGGACUGUUUGCCAACCUCCACUUACUUACCUCCGAAGAAGACAAUAAAAACACGAAGAAGAAAUCUUUGUUCUGGCGGCAGUGUGUGACACGUUUUGAUUAGUUUGGUGAAGAAAACUCGUUCCGCCUAAAUCCUGGUUCUGUUGUCGACAUGGUGAAGUUAUCUGCGGAGCUCAUAGAGCAGGCUGCUCAGUACACCAACCCGGUGAGAGACCGAGAGUUGGACCUACGAGGUUAUAAGAUCCCGGUUCUGGAGAACCUGGGAGCGACUCUGGACCAGUUUGAUACCAUUGAUUUCUCUGAUAAUGAAGUGAGGAAACUGGACGGCUUCCCUUUGCUCAAAAGACUUAAAACGUUGCUGAUGAACAACAACAGAAUCUGUCGGAUCGGGGAGAACCUGGAGCAGUCCCUGCCAGAUCUCAGAGAGCUGGUGCUCACCAACAACAACAUCCAGGAGCUGGGAGACUUGGAUCCGCUGGCCUCGGUGAAGACGUUAACCCUCCUCAGCUUGUUGAAGAAUCCUGUGACAAACAAGAAGCACUACAGGCUUUACGUCAUCAACAAAAUCCCACAGAUCCGUGUGCUCGAUUUUCAGAAAGUGAAGCUCAAGGAACGACAGGAGGCAGAGAAAAUGUUCCGAGGCAAACGAGGCGUUCAGCUCGCCAAGGACAUGGGCAGGCGAACAAAAACGUUUACUCCUGGGGUUGUUCAGCCAGAGAAGAGAAGGACGGGGCCGUCUCAAGCUGAUGUGGAGGCCAUCAAGAAUGCCAUCUCCAACGCUACGUCGCUGGCAGAGGUGGAGAGGUUGAAAGGCAUGCUGCAGGCCGGACAGAUCCCAGGACGAGAUCUCAGACAAGAUCCCAGUGGGAUGGAGGAGGAAGAAGAAGAGGAAGACUAUAAUGGUGCAGAGGCGCAUAUGGAGGAAGGUUAUGGAGACGGCAUAAACAACGGGGACCAAGCAGAGGAUGAAGACAUGGAGGAUGAGCCGCAUGAAAACGGCUCCUGAACCUGCUAGAUUUAUUUUUUUUUCUUUCUCAGAUUUCUGGUGUCGCACUGCAGUGUGCUGUUUUCAUUUUGUAUAUUGACUCAUUAAAGAGAUUUCUUGUACUC